Molecule: messenger RNA, 4927 nt
Organism: Contarinia nasturtii (swede midge)
Lineage: Eukaryota; Metazoa; Arthropoda; Insecta; Diptera; Cecidomyiidae
Gene: orb2
Product: cytoplasmic polyadenylation element-binding protein 3
Exons: 10
Coding region: 884-3211 (775 amino acids)
Biological process (GO): negative regulation of cytoplasmic translation
Cellular component (GO): neuron projection; cytoplasm; synapse
Molecular function (GO): ribosome binding; translation factor activity, RNA binding; mRNA 3'-UTR binding
Source: RefSeq, a predicted model, not a curated record
GUAUAUACUGUUUGUGGGUAAAAUAAGGACGAAAAAAUAAACCAAGAGAGCAGAGAUAGUGUGAAUAUAAUUCAACAAAUACAGUUAUACUGCAACGGAAAAAAACGCACUGUUAAAAGUGUUCUGUGUAUGCUGAAAGUCAUGCGAGUUUGUUCUUUGUUUGUUUGACGUACAUAUUUUCGGUGUGAUUUCAAGAGGACUUUGGGUUGACCUACAAAAAAAUGGCAUCGAUUCGAACAUAGACACAACGGAAAAUGAUUAAAUGUUCCUAGCCAGCCCGAGACAACAUAUACCGAUAUCGAUUCAAAGACUUGUGUGUGUGGAAAUAAUGUCAUAAAUAUUAAUAGUAAUAACGACAAACCAAAAUACAAUUAAAAUUAGUGCAAUAACAACAUUUAUUCAAAUCACACAUUAGAUAAUAUCCGCAGAAAAGUCGAACAAAUUACUGGCUGCAUACACAAACAUUUACAUAGCGUUACAAAACAACAAUAUAUCCAGACACAUACACACACACAUACAUACAUCUCUCUCUCUUGCUCGUAUAUAUGCAGAACGAUGAUAAUAAUUGUUCUCUUAUCGUGUUAAUAUAAUUUUGUUUGUUUCGUUAUUUUGCUUUAAAAAUCAAAUUCAAGUCAACAAAAAAAACCAACAAAGUUACCAAUAUUAAUUUAAGCGACGUGAAAUCAUUUCGAUUUUGAAUUAAGUGCAAUCAUUGAAUACAGAAAGAAGGGGAAACAAAGAACAAAAUAUAUUUAAAAAAAAAAAUCUUCCAACAAUUCGUAUUUGAAAUUAAUCGCAACGGAAAAUUGUAAUAGUAUCGACAAACUGAAAAAUCAACACAACUCACAAAUCCCUUUUUGUGACGAUAUAAACCAAGUAAACAAUGACUAAUGUAAUAAAUACGUCUGCGAAUUCGGCGUUAACAUCAAAUGUUCAUGCAACUAGUAUAACACAGCAAUCGGAUGAUCUAUUGCCAUCAUUGGCAUCGUUAUCGUUUAAUGUAAGCAACGGCAGUAGCUCAGGUGAUCAAUCGGUAUCCGCAUCGUCAGCCCAUGCCGGCCAAUCGUUAAAAGACGAAUCAAACGAAACAACAACAUUGAGUACCCUAUUAAAUCCAAUUGUCAAUAAUAAUACGGUCGAUGCAAAAGAUCUGAAGAAACAAGUUGAAUGCGCCGAAUUACAAGGUAGAACAAAUAUGUUGACCGUGCUCACAUCACAAACGACCGGCACCGUUGCAUCUGUGUCACCAUCGAUGUCGGCAUCACAAUAUGAUUUUACAACGAAAAUAAGCGAAGAAAACACAUCGGUGGCGGCAAUGUGGUCGAAUAUUGACGAUGGCAGCAAUCAUAAUGCCGUUUCGAAUGGAUUCAAAAAUAAUUCAAAUUACAAUUCGAAUUCGUUGGUCACAACGUUAAUGAAUAACACAAAUUUGUCAAAUAUACAUCAAAAUCGUCGGGCAAUAACCGCAUCGCAUGGAGGUUUUCAACCAGGUCUUCCGCCAAACAACUGCGCACCACGUAAUAUGAUGCCACCUCCUUCGAUUCAACAACAGCAGCAACAACAACAGCAGCAGCAGCAGCCACAGCAGCCACAGCAUGGGAACUAUCACCCACACAAUAUGCAUAAAUCAACGCCACAAGAUCACCAAUCUCAUCAUAUGGCUAUGCAACAGCAGCAACAACAGCAUCCCCAUCAGCAAAAUUUAAAUUUUCAUCAAACACCGAAUGCAAUCGACCGCGAUCCAAUGCACGACCAACAUCGACAUCAACAAAAGCCGAAUAUGUACAAUUCAAACUAUCCGGUCUGGUCAAAUCCGGCAUCAUCGAUGCCUUGGCAAGCACAACAACCACAAGCUGCCAUUAAUAACUCCAUUCCGCAGCAACAAACACAUCAGCAACCCUGGAAUCGUGGCCGUUCCGUUCCAAAUUUAAAUCCCAUGUCGAACAAUUUACCAAAUCGAAAGCCAACGUCGCCGAAUCCAGGCAUGUCGAUGUCUGCAUUUGCAGCGUCACAAUGCGGCAUUACGUCACCAAUGAAAUACCGACGCAGCACAUCAUUUCCUGGCAAAGUACAAGGUCAAAAUUCACUGCAUCACAGUAACGUCGUUGAUAUCAGUGGGCAAGGACACAAUAAUCUUUCACACGGCCCAAUCGAUAUGAAUGCAUUAGACGAUGCUCGUGAACAAUUCAUGCAAUAUCAAGAACGACUUGGAAAUGGCUAUGAAAUGCGCUCACUGGAACAUUGUUUGAAUGACAUUAUGAAAGGUGUUAACGACGGUGGACAUCACGAUUUCAAAGGAAAACCAUAUUAUCCACGUAUCGAAGAUCAUAUUGCCGAAGAAUCGGGCGGUUACGAUGGAUUGACGCUUCCAAUCGGUUCGCCAGCACGUUCAUCGCCUCAAUCACAAAACUCCGAUAUGAAUGAACGUUUUUCACGAAAAGUUUUUGUCGGCGGUUUACCACCUGAUAUCGAUGAAGACGAGAUUACAUCAUCAUUUCGACGUUUUGGACCGUUGGUUGUCGAUUGGCCCCAUAAAGCAGAAUCAAAAUCAUAUUUUCCACCAAAAGGAUAUGCAUUUUUACUAUUUCAAGAUGAGAGCAGUGUUCAGCAAUUGAUCGAAGCGUGUAUAACGGACGAAGAUAAAUUAUAUCUUUGUGUAUCGUCUCCAACGAUUAAAGAUAAGCCAGUACAAAUUCGACCAUGGCGAUUAUCGGAUGCUGACUUUGUUUUGGACGCAUCAAUGCCACUUGAUCCACGAAAAACUGUGUUCGUCGGCGGUGUGCCACGACCAUUGAAAGCUGUGGAAUUGGCAAUGAUAAUGGAUCGUUUAUAUGGUGGUGUCUGUUAUGCCGGAAUCGAUACUGAUCCUGAGCUCAAAUAUCCAAAGGGCGCUGGUCGAGUAGCAUUUUCGAAUCAGCAGAGUUACAUAGCAGCCAUAUCGGCUCGAUUUGUUCAAUUGCAACAUGGUGACAUUGAUAAACGAGUCGAGGUCAAACCAUACGUUUUGGACGAUCAAAUGUGUGACGAAUGUCAGGGAUCUCGAUGCGGUGGCAAAUUUGCUCCGUUCUUUUGUGCAAAUGUUACAUGUUUACAGUACUACUGCGAGCACUGUUGGACAACAAUUCAUUCUCGACCAGGUCGUGAAUAUCAUAAACCGCUAGUUAAAGAAGGUGCCGAUCGACCACGUGCUGUGCCGUUUCGUUGGUGUUAACAACGCUGAUCGUUGAGUUCGCAGAACAUCGUUGCCGUCGCUAUUUCUCGCAAGUAAAAUCGCAAAAAAAGCAAUCUAUCAAAAUAUAUAACAAAAAUACCUGCAAACAAUUACCAAACAAACCAAAAUUGAUUGGAAAAGAAAAGGCGGAGAAAACAAAUCGAAAUGAAAGAAAAUAUGACAUGAUAGAAAAUGCAUGAAAAAGCAAAAAAAAAAAUUACUUAUUCAGCAAGCAACAGCUAUACCACAGACACUUUAAACCUUUUUCUAGUAAAAAUUUCAUUGCAAAGAUAAAAAAAAGUUUAUUUUCGCAAGAUUACACACUACCACAAUAUGUGUAAUUUCUUCUUUUUUAUAUCUAUAUUUAUAUAUACAUACACACAGGAGAUCACGUAUUUUUCUUCGACUCUCACGUUGUUUUAUUUUGUUUUUAUUUCGUUUGUAAGUGUAGCAACAGGCAUUAGACAUUUAAACAAAACAAAAAAAAAAAACAAAUAUAUAUAAUAUAUGAUAAAAAAAAUACAAUACAUCUAGAGCAAUUUUUAUGAUUUUUUUGUCGGUAUGGAUAUGGUAGUAGGAGAGAGAGGAAAUAGGGAAAAAACCACACCGUUUUUUUUACUCAAACAAAAGGAUUCAUGGCCAAGAACACAAAGUAGUUCAAUGCCGAGGCAGAGAUAGAGUGACAAUUCGCCGUUUCGUUUUUUUUUUGCAAAAAAAGAACAUCUAAACGUGCGUCAUCUAUUUUAGGAAAUGAGAAAAAGUUAGAGGGAGGACAAAAAUAAACAAAAACCAUUCAUAACCACUGUAUAUUUCUACCUUAUAAUCCCAAUUGUAUUAGACAAAUUCCAGUAGGACUGAACCUCUUCUCUGUUUAUUUUGUAGAAUGAAUUUUUCAUCAGUUUCGUAAUAGUUUAGUUAUUGUUGAUCCGCUGCAAGUAAUGAAAAUCUUGUUUACAGUAUAUACAUGUUGUUUACAUCUUGUUAUUUUAAUUUAUCCUUAACUAGAGUUGAUUUGCGUUUAAACGAUCGGUGAUAAUAGUCAUCGAUUUUUUGUUUUUUUUUUCGGUUUCUUUAAUAUUUUUUAACAUGUCACCACGGGUGACACUCUUCACUAGGACACGAGGUAUUUUCAAGUAGAAAACGAACGGGAUCGGUGUUAAAAUAUUCAUUCGUGAAUUUCCAAUGCCUUCCCACAGCGAACAAUUGAGUACCACUCAAAUUACAUCCACGAAUCGCAAUCAGACUGAAUUUGCGUCAAGCUGCCGGCUAUCAAUUUUCUAAAGAAAAUGGCUUAUCAAUAGACCCACUUAUACGCUUAGGAAUUCAAAUAUAAUUUUUUUUUUCUUCAUUUCUUACGAAUUUUUAAUUGAAUUUUUCUAUUAAGAAUUUCAGUUACACAUACACAUAUAUACGUAGAUAACAUUAGAAAUGUGCAGCUCAUGAGAACAGAACCAUUAGUUUUUGAACUUAUUGUAGAAUUUUCUUGAAUAUCUCAACUAUAUUAUUUUUGUAAUGCUGUUUGAUUUUUUAAACCAGAAAAUAUAGUAGUCACAGUCAUAUAUUGUACAAAAAAAGUAAUCAAACUUAUAGAGACUAAUAUGGAAGGUGUAACAGUGAGAGACAAAACAAAACACAACAACAUUUCUAAUUUUGUAUGCGAUUUUAUUCGUUUCCUUGUGGUUAUAAUACAGUUCAGAAUUGUUUAUUUAGGGUUUU